Molecule: messenger RNA, 2181 nt
Organism: Triplophysa dalaica
Lineage: Eukaryota; Metazoa; Chordata; Actinopteri; Cypriniformes; Nemacheilidae
Product: FERM domain-containing protein 7
Exons: 12
Coding region: 1-2181 (726 amino acids)
Cellular component (GO): cytoskeleton
Molecular function (GO): guanyl-nucleotide exchange factor activity; cytoskeletal protein binding
Source: RefSeq, a predicted model, not a curated record
AUGGGGGAUAAGUUCGAGCUGCUGAAGACACCUGUCAACAGGAGAGCUGCGCUUAAGAAAAGCAAGAAUGAGAAACUGCGUUUGCGCGUGAUCUUCUUGGACGAUAGCGAGAGAGUUUUCGAGGUGGAGAGAGACAUUCUCGGUUCGGAUUUCUUCAAUAAGGUGUGUGGUCAUUUAAAACUGCUGGAGAAGGAGUAUUUUGGCCUAGAGUUUCGUCACCUUACUGGAAGUUAUGUUUGGCUCGAACUCCUGAAACCUGUGGCGAGACAGCUCAAGAAUACCAGCGAUGUGGCAUUUCAUUUCAUUGUGAAGUUUUUCCCUCCUGACCCAGGACAACUGCAGAGAAGCUUGACCAGGUAUCUGUUUGCCCUUCAGAUCAAACAGGAUCUGUCGAAUGGCAGCCUAACCUGUAAUGACAACAGCGCCGCUCUGCUGGUCUCUCAUAUACUACAAGCUGAACUCGGGGAUUAUGAUGAGGAAUUAGAUGCUCAUCAUCUUGAAAGCAAGCAGUAUGUGCCAAACCAGGAGUAUCUGGACCACAAAAUCCUCCGCUUUCAUAAAAAACACAGAGGUCACACUCCUGCUGAAUCAGACGUGCAUUUGCUGGAGGUCGCUCGUAAAAUGGACAUGUACGGGAUCCGCCCACACCCUGCUCAUGAUGGAGAAGGCAUGAGAAUCAACCUUGCCGUCACACAUAUGGGAGUGCUUGUCUUUCAGGGCAAUACAAAGAUCAAUACCUUCAGCUGGGCCAAGAUCCGUAAGCUGAGCUUCAAGAGGAAACAUUUCCUUAUUAAACUCCACACCGAGACUGGGCCUUCAAGAAGGGACACUGUUGAGUUCUCCAUGGCCAGCCGAGAUGUUAAUAAGGCAUUCUGGAAGUUGUGCGUGGAGUACCACGCUUUCUUUAGACUCGCUGAGGAACCCAAGUCACAUCCCAAGUCCCUUCUUUCCAGCAAAGGAUCCAGUUUUCGAUACAGCGGGAGGACGCAGAAGCAGCUUAUGGAGUGUGUGGGCUCUGGUGAGAAGAAACAUUUGCCAUUUCAAAGAUCCCAUUGUAAAUCUGAAUAUGACGCCCGUCAUUGCAGAUCCUCUCCUGACAUCCUUACCGACGUCUCCAAGCAGCUGAACAAGCAGUCCCGCCUACCUGCUGACUCAACCUUUGCCGAGCGACCCAGCGAACCAACCUGCAUAGCAAAGCGUAGCCUAUCUGCCGUGGAAGUCAUGUUCGCUAAUGAGCUAGAACGAUCCAGGCCCUUGUCAAGAAACCCUGGCUUCUCAAGCAAUUCUGCCUCGCCUAAACUUCGUUCUACGUCCACGUCAGGAGCAGAGCAUCGCGGCGGAGGGGCUCAAAGACAGAAAGCAAAGAGACGAUUGUCUCCCAGCGCUCAGCAUCUUGUUCUACUAUAUCCUAACACGCCCCAUCUGCAAUUCCACCCAGUGCUACCCACCUUCCCCCUCGCCGCUCACCCGUACCUACUCCAAGACCACACGUCCUCGUCGCUGGACCGCCUCUCUCAAACCCAUCAGCACUCGGUGCCUCUGCAAUACUUGCCUGGACAAAUCGGCCACUCCUCCUUACCCUCAUCUUGCUUAUCACCCCAAUUCUUGAAGCAUCAGGAAAGACUCCGCCUCGCCGGUCAGGGAUUUGCUGAAUCCAGUUUGUACCCCAGAGGAGGGGUAGGGUUAAGGGCAGGGAUGAACAGAAAACUAGAAUUGGGUAGAGUGGAGGCAGGCCAUUACAGCGACGACUCCACCUUUCACACCGGCUUGCCACGUCGAGCUUCUAGCCAACCAGACGUCAAAUUUCAGAGACCCACACUCGCCUCAAAUGCCGCCGCCUACGCGUCCGAGUAUCGCCCGCUGGGUUAUUAUCCACAUUUAUCACGACACCACAUUCCCACCAGGCCCACCUAUCUUCCUCUAAGCCCCGCCCCUUUUCCGGAAAGGCCGACUUCUUUAUGCGUACUCGGCACGAGCAGUUACAGUGAUUCUGAUUCUGACACUUUCUACCCAUACUUCCCAGCACUGGGCAGAGUGGUACGUUCUGGUCCGCUGGCACGGAUGCGCAUUUCUUCUGGAAGCCUUCAACUGGAUGAAGAGGAUGGAGAGGAUGAGGAAGAAGAAUAUCAGAAUGAACAGGAGAAUACAUCUCUCAAUACUGUCAAGGUGAUGAAGUUGUAG